Patiria miniata (bat star) is the source of this 2595-nucleotide messenger RNA. RefSeq lists its product as uncharacterized. Gene Ontology annotation, molecular function: nucleic acid binding. The transcript has a single exon. Gene Ontology annotation, biological process: DNA integration. Lineage: Eukaryota; Metazoa; Echinodermata; Asteroidea; Valvatida; Asterinidae. The record is from RefSeq and is a predicted model, not a curated record. The coding region runs from base 1 to 2595 and encodes 864 amino acids.
AUGACCAUAGACCCCAAUGCUACGCCGGUUGUCCGACCCCCACGUCGCAUCCCUGCUGCAAUGCAAGACAAGGUCAAGUCCGAACUGCAGCGGAUGACUACCCUAGGCGUGAUCACUCCAGUCUCCGAACCGACAGACUGGGUUUCCUCCAUGGUCGCGACUCAUAAGAAAAACAGCGAAGAAAUCCGCUUAUGCAUCGACCCUCGCGACCUUAACGAAGCACUGAAACGCCCACACCACCCUACCCGAACAGUAGAGGAAGUCGCUGCCAAGAUGGAUGGUGCGACAGUUUUCUCAGUGCUUGAUGCUAAAUGCUCGUUCUGGCAGAUCCCCUUGGACUACGAAUCAUCACUGCUGACUACAUUCAGCACGCCAUAUGGCAGAUACCGCUAUCUUCGCAUGCCCUACGGCCUCUGUUCUGCCUCCGAUGUGUACCAGAGAACCAUGGAGCAGAUAUUCGCCGAUCUGCCAUGCUCCAUCAUCGUAGAUGACAUACUAGUUGGUGGACGCACUAAAGAGGAACAUGAUCGAUACCUCAAAACUGUCCUUGAUCGGAUACGCAAAAUCAACAUGCGCCUCAACCCUACAAAGUGCCGCUUCGGUCUUGAACAAGUCUCAUAUGUCGGUCACGUUUUCACCGCCAGUGGUCUUAAGCCUGACCCAGCCAAAGUCAGUGCUAUCACCGACAUGCCUCCACCCAACGACGUUACUGCCCUACAACGCUUUCUUGGCAUGGUGACAUACCUGGCCAAGUUUGUACCCAACUUGAGCGACUUAACAGCCCCACUACGCGAGCUCACACAUAGUGACAUCCAUUGGUGCUGGCUAGAGCAACACAAUGCCGCAUUUCUAGCAAUCAAGGACAAGAUUGCUAAUGCGCCGACACUCACGUACUUUGAUGUCCGCAAGCCAGUCACGUUGACCUGCGAUGCCUCCAAGUUUGGCCUUGGCGCAGCCUGCCUACAAGAGGGUGCCCCUGUCGCGUAUGCUUCACGUACCAUGAGUGACACUGAACAACGCUACGCACAGAUUGAAAAAGAACUGCUUGCAGUUGUGUUUGCCUGCACCAAGUUCCACGACUACAUAUACGGUAAAGACAUCGUAGUCGAAACUGACCACCAACCAUUGGUCACCAUCGUCAAAAAGCCUCUGCUGAGUGCCCCUGCGCGGCUUCAACGCAUGCUUCUCCGGUUACAGAGGUAUAACAUCACCCUCGUGUACAAGAAAGGAAAAGAAUUGUUCCUUGCCGACACUUUGUCACGUGCACCCUUGACAACGACCGGUACUGAAACUGAUGACCUGCAAGUCAUGACCCUCCUGUCAAUCUCUGACAUGCGACUUGAACAGCUCAAGAAAGCAACUGCCUGUGACUCUGCCAUGCAACAGCUCACUGAUGUCAUCAGUCGCGGAUGGCCUUCGCAUAUCAACAAUGCCCCACCAAAGGCCCACCCCUACUUCGCGUUCAGAGAUGAACUGGUUCUCGACCGCGGUAUCAUCUUAAAGGGACAUAAGGCCAUCAUUCCCAAGUCACUACGCGCAGAAUACAUCCAAAUACUGCAUGAAGGUCACCCAGGCAUCGAGGCUACCAAACGCAGAGCCAGAGAUGUAGUUUACUGGCCAUCAAUGUGCCUUGAUAUCGAGCAGUCCGUCUCUGGAUGCACAGUUUGCAACGCUACCAAAGCCCAUCAACAGAAAGAACCACUGAAAAGCUACCCCCCACCCAGCCUACCAUGGGAACACAUUGGAGUUGACCUAUUCCAUUGGAACGGUAUGGAUUACCUAGCCCUUGGUGACUCAUACUCCGGCUGGUUUGACUUCGCUUCACUCGACAACACCUGUGCCUCUACAGUCAUUGAGGUACUCAAGAGACAAUUUUCCAUCCAUGGAAUCCCCCGCAUCGUUAUCAGUGACAACGCACGACAAUUUGAUUGCUUCGCCUUCAAACAAUUCGCACAGUCAUGGGGCUUCCAGCAUACAACCAGCAGUCCCCAUUUUCCCCAGUCCAAUGGCCUUGCAGAAAGCUCUGUCAAGCGCGCCAAACAACUCCUCGAGAAGACAAAACGCGACGGUUCAGACCUCUACCGAAACCUGCUGAACAUUCGCAAUGUCCCAACCAACCCCCAGCUUGGCUCACCUUCCCAACGUCUCAUGUCACGGCGUCUUCGCACAACCAUCCCUACCCCGACGCCACUCCUUAAACCCGCCAUUUACACACGCGUCACAGCACAGUUACGCAAGAGGCAACAGCAACAGAAGUCUUCAUAUGACAAAUCUGCCAAGCCCCUCCGACCACUGAAACCAGGGCAAGUUGUCCGUCUACAAUCACCCAAAGGGCACGAUCAGCUUGGAAUUGUCCAAAAGCAUUCCAGAAACCCCAGAUCGUACAUCGUCAAUGCCCAAGGCACACUCUACCGCCGCAAUCGGAGACACUUAUUGCCAGUCUCUGAACCACCUCCAGAGCAACAACACUCACCUGACUUCUACUUACCGCCACAGGAUCCACUGCCUCAGCCUGCCAUCCCCCACGCACCUCCACCACAGCCAGUUCUCACUCGUUCCGGUCGCAUCUCGAAGCCAAAUCCUAAAUACACUUAA